AUGUCUGCAAGCGCCCCGAACCUGACUGGUCCCCCUUCCUUGCAGGAUCCCAUGAGCAAGCUGUGGCGGCGCGGCAGCACCCCCGGGGUCAUGGAGGCCCCUGAGCCGGGGGAAGCGCUGGAGCUGAGCCUGGCGGGUGCCCACGGCCACGGCGUGCACAAGAAGAAACACAAGAAGCAUAAGAAGAAGCACAAGAAGAAACAUCAUCAGGAAGAGGACGCGGGACCCGCGCAGCCUUCGCCUGCCAAACCCCAGCUCAAGCUCAAGAUCAAGCUGGGCGGGCAGGUCCUGAGCACCAAGAACGUGCCUACCUUCACUGUGUUACCUGAGGGGCCUCGCUCACCCUCUCCCCUUAUGGUGGUGGAUAAUGAAGAGGAACCCAUGGAAGGAGUGCCCUUGGAGCAGUACCGUGCCUGGCUGGAUGAGGACAGUAAUCUGUCCCCCUCCCCACUUCGGGACCUGUCCGGCAGCUUAGAAGGUCAAGAGGAAGAGGAGGAACAGAGGUGGCUGGAUGCCCUAGAGAAGGGCGAGUUGGAUGACAACGGGGACCUGAAGAAAGAGAUCAAUGAGCGAUUGCUUACUGCCCGACAGCGCGCCCUGCUGCAGAAGGCCCGGAGCCAGCCGUCACCGGUGCUGCCGCUGCCCCUGGCCGGCGGCCCUGCGCCCCCGCUCACCGAGGAGAUGCUGCUCAAGCGCGAGGAGCGCGCGCGGAAACGGCGGCUGCAGGCGGCGCGGCGCGCGGAGGAGCACAAGAACCAGACGAUCGAGCGGCUCACCAAGACGGCAGCGCCGGGCGGGCGCGGGGGCCGCGGCGCGGCGCGGGGCGAACGGCGAGGCGGGCGAGCGGUGGCGCCGGCGCCCACCGUGCGCUACAGCAGCGGGGCCCAGGGCGCCACGCUGUCCUUCCCCCCCUGGGUGCCGGCGCCCGUGGCCGUGGCACCUGCCCCUGCCCCGCGAGCCCCCCCCCCGCGCUGCUCCGUGCCCGACUGCCCGCACCCGCGCUGCUACGCCUGCUCCCGCACGGGCCGCGCGCUCUGCAGCCUGCAGUGCUACCGCAUCAACCUGCAGAUGCGCCUGGGCGCGCCCGACGGCCCCAGCUCCCCGCUGCUGGCCACGUAG
Messenger RNA from Elephantulus edwardii (Cape elephant shrew), 1119 nucleotides. It is a transcript of the gene INO80B, whose product is annotated as INO80 complex subunit B. The record is from RefSeq and is a predicted model, not a curated record. Gene Ontology annotation, cellular component: Ino80 complex. Gene Ontology annotation, biological process: chromatin remodeling. NCBI's taxonomy places the organism in Eukaryota, Metazoa, Chordata, Mammalia, Macroscelidea, Macroscelididae.